Thermothielavioides terrestris NRRL 8126 is the source of this 696-nucleotide messenger RNA. RefSeq lists its product as uncharacterized. The transcript is spliced from 4 exons. NCBI's taxonomy places the organism in Eukaryota, Fungi, Ascomycota, Sordariomycetes, Sordariales, Chaetomiaceae. The record is from RefSeq and is a predicted model, not a curated record. The coding region runs from base 1 to 696 and encodes 231 amino acids.
AUGUUCUCCUCUCUUGUAAGCCCCCAAACGCCCCCACUACCGGAUAAGGCCGGCAACAAGGCUCACAAGCAUGGCUCUGGACACGGAAACCGCCAGAACGCUUCCAAGCACUCCAAAGCCCCCAAGACUACAAAGAUUCCCAGGGGCCUCGACCCGGGAACUGUUCCAGCCUCUUUUUUGUUCGCCGUCAAUGAGUUCCAAGUCGACUAUGAACCGCAGCCCGGAGAGGAUCAUCCGCUGACCGACCAGUGGUUCAACAUGGUGCCUCCGCAGCGAGCGGAAGCAUACACAGGCGAGUAUCCAGGGACUGUGUUCCGUUACCGGAACGGGGUCGUGUCUCCGGCUCCCGGAUAUAUCUGCGUCUACCGCAACACGAGCCCCUCGGCCGUCCCCUCCCGCGGCCUCUCCGGCUACCUGCCCAUCAUCCUCGCCCUGAUGGGCUUCCACGGCCGGCCCGGCCGCGCGAGCGACGUCUUUUCCGCCCACGGGUGGCAUCAGCACAGAUGGACCCUGUCGAACCGCGCAUCGAAUUACCUCCCGAAAUCGGGCGAGAGCCCUCGAGGCCUCUACGUUCAGGUCUGCACGGACAACUUGGUGGACGGUCUGGCAGACAGCGUUGAGAACAACAUCCCGGUCGAGCAAUGCACGGAGGUGUUGCAAUACCUAGAGUGUUGCACCAUUCUCGUCCAGGGCUAA